GAAGCACCUAACAUAGGUUUCUUGGGGAACGUUCUACGAGCAGCAUAGCCACAACGUGGCGGCCACGCGCCAUACCUGAAAAGGAGGAAAUGCUGUAAUAUCCCAAAACAACGGGACAGAGAUAGUUUAUCUUCGAUGGCUUCCAAGGCGAUGAGCGUGGCAGCGGAGAAGAUAGCGACGGCGGCGCGACGCCAAGCCGUGUCGCUAACGGACGCCGCCGCCUCGCGAAUACGGCAGCUGCUACAGCAGCGUCAGAGGCCCUUCUUGAAGCUGGGAGUCAAGGCUCGCGGCUGCAACGGCUUAUCCUACACCCUCAAUUACGCAGAUGAAAAAGGGAAGUUUGAUGAGUUGGUUGAGGAUAAGGGUGUUAAGAUAUUGAUUGAUCCAAAGGCCCUUAUGCAUGUCAUUGGAACUAAAAUGGAUUUUGUAGAUGACAAACUAAGAUCGGAAUUUAUUUUCGUCAAUCCAAAUUCUAAAGGUCAGUGUGGUUGUGGUGAAUCUUUCAUGACAACAGGCAGUAGUGGAUCUUCUAAGCCAUGAAAUAGUUAAAAUUGCUAUUCAACUUGCUGUGGAUCCUCACGUAAUGAAGUCGUCCUUUCACGAUUUAAUUGAUAGAUAGACAUACAAGUACAACUAAUGGAUUUCUAUUAUUCUGCCUGCGAGAACAAGGGAAAUGAGAGCUUUGGUGCUCAGAACAAAAGGAUACUGAGGACUGACAUGGUCUCAAUAUACAGAGUUCUCUGAAGCUGAUGGUAAUAAGGCUUAUUUCAACAAUUUGUAUUAUCAUUUGUUUUGAUGAUUCUUAUUUCUAAUAUAAAAUUAUUUGUAUCAUGAGAAUUGUAGUUUGUAGGUUAACAAUAUCAUUGAAAUAAUUUUCGUUAAGUUUAACAUAUCAUUCAGAGCUAAAGAAACUUCUCUUAAAA
Glycine soja is the source of this 923-nucleotide messenger RNA. Its product is annotated as iron-sulfur assembly protein IscA-like 1, mitochondrial. Bases 136 to 540 code for a protein of 134 amino acids. Gene Ontology annotation, biological process: iron-sulfur cluster assembly. Gene Ontology annotation, molecular function: 2 iron, 2 sulfur cluster binding. The transcript has 3 exons. Gene Ontology annotation, cellular component: cytoplasm; mitochondrion. NCBI's taxonomy places the organism in Eukaryota, Viridiplantae, Streptophyta, Magnoliopsida, Fabales, Fabaceae. The record is from RefSeq and is a predicted model, not a curated record.